AUGAAAAUUCAGGUAAGUGAAAGUGAGUGCGAGUUACUAUAAUAUACAGUUUUAUACGUUUCAAAAGAAUAAAAAAGUUAUGUCGUUUUUCAACUUGUAAGUGAAAGGAAUUUGGCGGCAAGACUUUUUUUUUAAUUUUUAUACCCUACCCUACCCUACCCUACCCUACCCUACCCUACUCUGCCAUACCCUACCCUACCCUAUCCUGAGUCUACACUACUAAGCCUAAAACUACUCUAUGAAGCUUAAAAUUAUCCUACCAAGCUAAACCUACUCUACCAAGCUUACACCUAUCCUGCCAAGCCUAUUCUCGCCCUAGUAAGCCUAACCUAAUCCGACCGAUACUACCAAGCCUAAGCCUAGAUUAUCAACUGAAGCCUAUCUUAACAAGGUUAAAUCUGUUUUCCCAAGCCUACUCUAUACCAAGCUUACGCUUACCUUGGCCCACCCUACUGAUCUUUUCCUGAAAUCCUAACCCUACCUUACCAAGACUAAGCCUAUUUUACUUAGCCUAUACUUAUCCUAUCAAGCCUAACCCUACCUUACUAGGCAUAAAUUUGUCUGACCCAGCCUGAACCUACCCUACGAAGCCUAAGCCUACCCCACAAAGGCUCCAUCUACCUUAUCAAAAUUAAGCCUAUCUAGGCAAGUCUAAGCCUAUGAGACUUGCCGAAAGACAAAGUUAAUUUUUUUAAUUUUAAAUUUCAGAGCUUUGCCGGUUAUGUAUUCCUAAUAUCAUGUAUAUUGCUAAUACUACUCAAUAUAAAACAAGUUCUGGACACGGACAACCGAAACUAUGAUUUUAUCUUUGUUUUAACCGUCUUCUUCGACUUGAUUCCAGCUGCCGCUACGGCUGUGUUGUUCUUUGGAAACCGAAUCGACAGUGUUUCGAUACUCAAGUUUGGUACUGGAGUUGCGGUAGGUUUCACAAUGUUAUGACGUUUUUAAUUACAGAAAGGGGGUGGGUUAAGGUAGAGCAAGAUAUUGCUUGUAGGGUACUGUAAUGUAGAGUGUAUAGGGUAUAUCACUGUAAGGUACUGUAGGAUACUGUAAUUUAGAGUGGAUAAGGAAUAGCAUAGUAAAGUAAGCAAGGGUAUAGCAGGAUACUGUAAAUCAGAGUAGAGUACUGAAAGACGUGGUAAGUUAGGUAAUUGUAAAGCAAGGGAGGGUAUUGCGAGAUAGGGUAGGAUAGGAUACUGUAAAGACCGGUAGGGUAAGGCACUGUAAGACUCUUUAAAGCAGGGUAAGGUAGAGUACUGUAAGACAAGGUAACAUCACGUAAGACAGGGUUCUGUAAAGCACGGUAAAGUACAGUACUGUAAGGCACAGUGAGGUACUGUAACGCAGUGUAAGGUAAGUUUGGGUAUUGCAAGGAAGAGUACUGUAAAACAGAAUAGGAUACGAUAGGGUAAGAGUAGAUACGGUAAGGUUUGGUAGAGUACAGUAGGUAGAGUAGAAUAGAAUAUGGUAUGGUAGGUAGGGUAAAGUAGGGUAGGGUAGGGUAGGGUAGGGUAGAGUAAGGUAGGGUAAGGUAGGGUAGGGUAGGGUAGGGUAGAGUAGGGUAACGCAAAGUACUUUAAUAUUGUUUUAGAUGGCCUACAGCCUGAUAGCUUUGGUAGCCUUACUGUAUGGCUCUUUCAAUGUUGGAAUCGACUACUUUAAAGGAAAACAUGAUGAUAUUGGGUUCUUAUUUUCGUAUGCAUUGUUCAACUUGAUGAUGAUCAUCAUAUCAGCUCUCUGUGCGUGUCUUGGAUACCAAAACUACACCGAAUUGGACCACAAACGAAAAGUGGACGACUUUAAUAAACAAAAUGGUACACAGGUGUUUUAA
Messenger RNA from Bursaphelenchus okinawaensis, 1831 nucleotides. Lineage: Eukaryota; Metazoa; Nematoda; Chromadorea; Rhabditida; Aphelenchoididae. The record is from the annotation of a GenBank genome assembly.